Messenger RNA from Trichobilharzia szidati, 1893 nucleotides. The record is from the annotation of a GenBank genome assembly. NCBI's taxonomy places the organism in Eukaryota, Metazoa, Platyhelminthes, Trematoda, Strigeidida, Schistosomatidae.
AUGAAUCGUUUGCGUAGAACAUUCAGUUUCCGAAAACGUAAAAAGCAGAAUAAAAGUGAGGCGAGUGAUUCUUCGAAGCCGCAACAAUGGCUAGAUGAUGAAGUUAAAAUCAAGGAAGGAUUUUGUAGCUUUCAAGUUAAAUAUCUGGGUAAUAUUGAAGUGUAUGAAUCUAGAGGAAUGCAAGUAUGUGAAGAAGCAAUUAAAGCUUUAAGAAAAUCCAAGAAAAAACCUCAAAAAGCUAUACUUUCUGUCAGCGGUGAUGCUCUACGUGUUUCAGAUGAUGUCAGCCAGCAUCUUAUUGUAGAUCAAACUAUUGAAAAAGUGUCUUUUUGUGCUCCUGAUAGAAAUCAUGAGAAAGGUUUCGCGUAUAUAUGUCGUGAUGGUGCAACUCGCCGUUGGAUGUGUCAUGCCUUUUUAGCUGUCAAAGAAUCUGGUGAACGUUUAUCUCAUGCUGUUGGAUGCGCAUUUGCAAUAUGUUUAGAAAAGAAACAAAAACGUGAAAGAGAUGCUCUUCAAUUGGAGUCUUCAGAUGACCGUCCAACUUUUGCUCGAGUUGGCUCUUUCCGACCAGCUACACUGGCUGAACGGUUAUUAGAUCCCCAGUCAACAAUUACAGCUGAACCACUACCAGCCUCCAAUAACCCACCUUCAAGUUCACCUACUGGAUUAAGCCGUGUAUCAUCACCAAUUAGCCAUAGUGGAGCUAUCCCACGUCCUCAUGCUAGUCCAUCUAUUAUUGAGCGUCAGGGUUCACUUAGAAUAUUCCCAAAAUUACAAGAAAACAGUCCUUUCAAAAGAGAUCUAUCAUUGCGUCUUGAAGGUGUGCCUUCAAAUCUACGACGAUUGACCGGGAUGAUCCAGGGUGCACCUAUAGCUGAGGAACCAGAUGUUGACUUUGAAUCACACUUUAUAAAAAAUAAUGAACAAAUAGAGAAAAAAGAAUCAGCUAAAACAACAACCAAUCAGUCGAUUGCCUUUCCGUCUGUCAACGGUUUAGCUAUAACAACUCAGCCUGUUGCACCCAGUAUCAGUAUCCCAUUGAUAGUAGGCAACAAUCAAACCGCUGAUCCUAAAACUUCACAAGCAUUUAUGCCAGUUUUCACUGAUCCUUUUGCUGCUGCUCCUGUCAAUCCAGCUACAAUACAACAACAUUAUCAAAUGGAAUUACAACAACAGAAGGUUCAACAGCAGCAACAACAGCAACAGCAACAACAAAUUAUGCUCUCUCCUUUAUUAAAUACCAAGACUCAGCCUCCUGUGAACGCUGUUUCAACUACCAAUUCUACACCGGCUUCACCAUUUUUGGGUGGACCACCUAUAGCCGCUCCAGCUGUUGUUUCCUCUGCAUAUAAUAACUCUACUCCAUGGGCGACUGCAUAUUCACCACCGCAACAAUUCAAUAGAUCUUCAACUCUACGCAAUACACUCCCAGUUAAUUCUCAUUUCAUGAAUACAGGAAUUGUUAUUUCACAAUCGAAUUUUAGUAAUCCUGUGAGUAGUGUAAUAAAACCAGUCUCGCCUAUUUCUUCUUCAACUUCUUCAACAAAUCCAUGGUCAUCAUUUAGUGGAAUGAUCAAUGAUACAAAUAAUAAUAUUGAUAAUGAUAAUACAUGGCUAACAUCAUCAUCAUCAACAGUAGCAGCAGCAUCAUCAACAUUAACACCGGGUCUUCUACCUCCUGAACCAGAUUGUCUUUCUGAUCCAUUCGACUUGGGUUGGCUGGAUAGAGCAACAGCUAGUGUUGUAUCAUCAUCAACUGAUAAAACUGUAUCUAAUAAUAAUAAUAAUAAUAAUAAUAAUAAUAAUAAUAAUAAUAAUCCCUUUCUUAUAACUAAUCGAAAUGGUGUACUACCACUCAAUCAAGAGACAUUUGUGCAUAAUCAAACUACAUAA